This is a messenger RNA of Lodderomyces margitis, 795 nucleotides long. RefSeq lists its product as uncharacterized. The transcript has a single exon. Lineage: Eukaryota; Fungi; Ascomycota; Pichiomycetes; Serinales; Debaryomycetaceae. Gene Ontology annotation, biological process: protein folding in endoplasmic reticulum. The coding region runs from base 1 to 795 and encodes 264 amino acids. Gene Ontology annotation, cellular component: EMC complex. The record is from RefSeq and is a predicted model, not a curated record. Gene Ontology annotation, molecular function: protein binding.
AUGUCCACUGACCAAGCCGUUAUUAAGAGAAAGCUCCUUAAUGUUGCCACUACUGGCAGAUUUGCCACUUUUACACCACAAGAAAUAAACAACCAUACCAAACAGCUCAAAUCUUAUCUUCAAAACCACCAGGACAAAUUAGAUUCAAUUGAGUUAUUUCAACUUUUUGAAUUAGACUUUUACUUGUCAUUAAUCACGGGCCACGAUAUUGAAGCGAAAGCAGUUCUUGAGAGAUUAAACGACCAAUUUGGCAACAAAGUUUCAUCGCAGCGUAUUAAGCUCCUCAAGUCCAUCUACUUUGAAGCAAUCGGCGACUUGAAAUCGGCGGGGGAGAUCCUCAGUGAGGACCCAGAUGAGCUACAAUUGUCGAGGAGACUAACUACAAUGUCUCGGCACGCUGAUGACUUGAAGUACAUCAACAAUCUCGUCUACUACUUAAACCUUGCACCUGGUGAUGUUGUUGCAUGGUGCGAAUUGGCUGAUGAAUAUGCUAAAUUGAAGGAAUUCAGCAAAGCCAUCCAUUGUCUCAAAAGGGUUCUCGUAAUAGAGCCCGAUGCUUACACUGUGUUUAACAAAAUAGCAUUAUUGUAUCGUCUUUCAUCAAUUGACUCUAAAAAGGAUAAAAGUGCAUUGUUACAAUCAAGUGUGAAGGAGUACUUGCGCUCUAUCGACAUCAACAAGAAUAAUAAGUCUACGUGGGAAGGGUUGUACUCAACAAUUCAUGAAAUGGAAGGAAGUAGUGAAAAGGAAACAAUGAUGACGAUUUGUGAACGGGAAAUAAAUAGAUUAAUCUAA